UGCAGGACGGAAACAAUGCUGUGGACCCACCCACCUCCCCGGGACUUCAAUUUCUCUCCACUGCUCUGCUGCGUGUCUCUUCCUCAAUCUGAAGUCCGUGGCCGAUAAGAUCGGAAGAUGAGCUACCCAGGAUACCCUCAGUCCGGUGGAUACCCACCCCAAGCAGGGGGCUACCCACCACAAGCAGGGGGCUACCCGCCUCAACCAGGAGCAUAUCCACCCCAAGCAGGCGGUUACCCUCCAGCGGCAGGAGGCUACCCCCCAGCAGCGGGCGGCUACCCCCCACAGGCAGGAGGAUACCCACCCCAAGCAGGCGGUUACCCUCCCGCAGCAGGUGGCUACCCCCCACAGGCAGGAGGAUACCCACCUCAGGCUGGUGGUUACCCCCAAGCAGCAGGUGGAUACCCUCCAGCAGCAGGGGGCUACCCUCCCCAGGCCGGGGGUUACCCUGCCCAGGCCGGGGGCUACCCUGCCCAGGCUGGAGGAUACCAACCACCACCCCAAGCAGGAGGCUAUCCUUCCAUGCCUCCAUCAGGUGGAGGCUGGGGUGCAGCACCAGGCGGCCAUGGAGCGCCGGGAGGGGCUCAGCAGGGAUAUCCAGGGGGCCCGGCUCCGGGCCAGCCCAUGCCAAAUUACCCAGGAGCCCCUGCGACUAACCCCUCAAUGCCUGGAUAUGGAAGUGGAGCUCCGUCCCAACCUCAUGCACCUGCCAUUUCUAAAGGAUACAGGGGUUCUUUAAAAGACUUUAAAGGGGCUGAUCCACUGAGGGAUGUUGAGGUUCUCCGGAAAGCUAUGAAGGGCUUUGGCACUGAUGAAAGCGCCAUCCUUGAACUUCUGGGAAGUCGUACCAGCAAGCAGAGGGUUCCAAUGGUAGCAGCCUAUAAAACAACUUAUGGGAAGGAUCUUCUCCACGAUCUGAAGUCUGAGCUCACUGGAAACUUUGAGAAGCUGGUUCUCGCUAUGGUGAAGAGUCCGAACCGCUUUGAUGCAACUGAACUCAGGGAGGCAAUACAGGGCGCAGGAACUGAUGAGUCUUGUCUGAUUGAGAUCCUUUCUUCACGCUCCAAUUCAGAUAUUCUUGAAAUCAACCAAAUUUACAAAGCUGAGUACGGGAAGAAACUGGAGGACGCCAUCAUCAGCGACACCUCCGGUCAUUUCCGCAGACUCCUGGUUUCUCUCUGUCAGGGCAAUCGUGACGAGAGGGAGACUGUUGAUGUCAACUUGGCCAAACAGGAUGCUCAGAAACUGUAUGCUGCAGGGGAAAAUAAAGUUGGAACUGAUGAGUCUCAGUUUAAUGCCAUCCUGUGCGCUCGCAGUAAGAGUCACCUUAGAGCAGUCUUCCACGAGUACCAGCAGAUGUCUGGGAGAGACAUCGAGAAAAGCGUCUGCAGAGAAAUGUCUGGCAAUGUGGAGUCUGGCAUGGUGGCUGUGGUGAAAUGCAUCAGGAACACCCCUGCCUACUUUGCAGAAAGGCUUCACAAGGCCAUGCAGGGAGCAGGGACCAAGGACACAACCCUGAUCCGUAUCAUGGUGUCUCGCUCUGAGAUUGACAUGUUGGACAUCAGACAGGAGUAUGUGAGGACUUAUGGAAAAUCCCUGUACACCCACAUCUCAGGUGAUACCUCCGGCGAUUACCAGAAGCUGCUGCUGAAGCUGUGUGGAGGCACGGACUAAAGGAAAUGAAGAUAAGCCUUCAUAGGGACAAAAUAAAUGUCCCCAGUGAAACAAUGUUAUAGGAGCUUAUAUCACCUCUGAUGCAUGCAGUCAAUCAAUAUUAGUUUUGUAUUCUCUUCAGUGGCAUGAUUUUCUUUUUUCUACAGUAUUGUAGUAUAAGAUUGCCAAAUAGUCUUUUUUUUUUUUAUAAAGACACCGUAGAUAGCUUUGACAUUUUUGGGUUGAAGCCCUAAAUAAAAAGUGGGUGCCGGAAAAUCACACAGUAGAAAUGAAAUAUAUCAUAGUUUUUCAAUUGUCCAUUAAACAGCUUGACUGGUUUUAUUAGAGAAAGGAAAAAUAUAUUUUCAGAAAAUCUAAAGAUACAGAAUGAGGCAAAUGUCUGGUUUAUUUAACAAAGUACAUAUACAAGAAUUAUCAAAGCCAUUCAUUUAUACAUGCAUUGAUUCUUUGUAACUAUGGUAAAAAUUACCUCACGCCAAUCAUUUCAACUGUGUACAAGUUUAUAUAUACCAGGUUGUCGGAGACUAUUAUACAAGAUUGAUCAAAUAAUGUAUGACUGAAUCUCACACGAAGUAGAUAUAAUCAUUUAAUGCUUAUUCGACAAGCCAAAAUUAAAUUCUGGCUUAUUUUAUGUAAUGUAAGAAAUAACAAUCUGCAUUCUUAUUUGUUCUCUAUACUGCUGCUUGCAAGUCUAUGCAAUUCAGCUUUUGAAUUUAUAUCUUCUAUAUCGGCUUUACAAAACUCUUCUGUAAACGUAAACCUUUCCAAACAUUAUUAAACAUUUAAAGACAAGGUUUCCUUUUUCCUGAAUGCUGAAAAGCCAAAGCCUAAAGACAGAUCCUGUUGUGCCUUUUGUCAGGGCUGCCGUAUAAACUUCAGUUUGUCGAUGUUUAACUGUGGUUAAUCUUAAUUAAAAAAAAUCUAUAAUCAUCCUUGCACGACUGCAGAAAUGCCAUACUUACAUUACUCAAUGGUCAAUGUUUUGUAUACUUUUUUCAGUGUCCUUUACAGGUUUGUAUGUUUUACUACCAGUAGAGGGCUCUUGAUUCACAUGAAAUGUCAUUUUUGUUUGUUUGGCUUGAACUGAAUAUCUGUUGCACUAACGAUACUCUGCAAUGAUCGCUGUUACAUGUUAAUGGUAUAAAUUGAAUGGAUGCUAUGUACGUUUUCCAACAUUUUAGUCCCAGACUAUUGAGACUUUAAACGCUUUUCAUUUAAUUAAAAAAAGCAUAAUAACA
Molecule: messenger RNA, 2912 nt
Organism: Notothenia coriiceps (black rockcod)
Lineage: Eukaryota; Metazoa; Chordata; Actinopteri; Perciformes; Nototheniidae
Product: annexin A4-like
Exons: 15
Coding region: 118-1674 (518 amino acids)
Biological process (GO): phagocytosis; cytokinetic process
Cellular component (GO): cytoplasm; vesicle membrane; nucleus
Molecular function (GO): phosphatidylserine binding; calcium-dependent phospholipid binding; calcium ion binding
Source: RefSeq, a predicted model, not a curated record